AUGAACCUUGUUGCCAAAAAGCAAAGCCAGUGGGAGCAACCUCUUCCAGAGCUAAAGCUCCACUUCCUGAUCGAUACAGACUACUUCAUGGCUGUAGCUGUUCUCUCAGCUCAAAGAAGCAAAGACCCAAACACUCAGGUGGGGGCAUGUUUAGUGAACCAGGACAAUAAGAUAGUUGGCACUGGUCACAAUUGUAUGCCCAAUGGCUGUGAAGGCAAACUGCCAUGGAAUCGCAAAGGUGAUAAACUUGACACAAAAUACAUGUAUGUGUGCCAUGCUGAGCUGAAUGCCAUAGUGAACGCGAGCGCGAAUGCUGAUGUGAAAGGCUGCACCAUGUAUGUGACUUUGUUCCCCUGCAAUGAGUGUACCAAACUCAUCAUCCAGGCAGGUCUGAAGGAAGUGGUUUAUCUUUGUGACAAGUACCACAAUACACCUGGAACGAUAGCAUCCAAAAGGAUGCUUGACAAGGCGGGGAUACCGUACAGGCGCUUUGUGCACACAAUGCCUCAAAUUGCCAUUGCUUUGCCUUUCAUUGAAACUCCUGGAAAUGAAAAUGCCUAAGACUCAUCUUGGGGAGCUGCUGAAUGGGGCAGUGAGGCAGAAGAAGAAUCAGCAGAAAAUGGAUUUGGGACGGGUUUGGAGAAUAAUAUGACCAAGACUAAUUUGCAGGUCAAAUCUGAAAUUAGAAUAUUUGGUUUGACAAAUUAUAGAACAGAAUGUAAUAAAGGAAACUGGAAAAAAGCAUAUGAAAUGAAAAAAGAAGUAACGAAAUGGG
Messenger RNA from Pundamilia nyererei, 775 nucleotides. RefSeq names its product deoxycytidylate deaminase-like. NCBI's taxonomy places the organism in Eukaryota, Metazoa, Chordata, Actinopteri, Cichliformes, Cichlidae. Gene Ontology annotation, molecular function: zinc ion binding; dCMP deaminase activity. The transcript is spliced from 6 exons. The record is from RefSeq and is a predicted model, not a curated record. Gene Ontology annotation, cellular component: cytoplasm. Bases 1 to 561 code for a protein of 186 amino acids.